CUUUCCUUCCUUCGUUCCCAUCGCGAAGGUUCCACCCCCUCUUCCCUUCUCUGCUUCCUCCCCAUAUAUAUACCAUCCACCCCUAUCUUUUCUAUCUUAUUUAGAUAGAUCUUAAAACCCUAUCCCCAAUUUCAUAAACAUUCUUCAAUCCGAUAUGGAUUUUCGUACUCUGGAAUUAAAAAUCAUGUCCGCCAAAGAUCUCAAGAAGGUCACUUUCUUCUCCAGGAUGAAUGUUUACGUCGUCGUUUCCGUCUCCGGCGGAGACGCCAAAUCGAAUCAGACGCUCAGGACCCCGGCCGAUCGCGAAGGUGGAUCUAACCCUGCCUGGAAUUUCCCCCUCAAAUUCACCAUCGACGAUGCCGCCGCGCGCCAGAACCGCCUGACGCUCGUCUUCAGGAUCCGCUGCGAGCGAGCUUUAGGGGAUAAGGAUGUCGGCGAGAUCGCCGUUCCGAUUAAGGAACUUCUCGACUCUCCGGCAGGGAAUACGAAGCAAUUCGUCAGUUAUCAGGUCAGGAGGCCGUCCGGGAAGCAGAGAGGUCAAAUCACGUUCUCUUAUCAGUUCAGCGAGAAAAUCAGCGGCGUACACGCGGCGGCGGCUGGUAAUAAUAAGGUGGAUGAACCCGUAACGGCUUAUCCGGCUUUUACGCCAGCGGUGGGGCCAAGCUCGGCGUAUUCUGCGGCUCCCGCAGCGCCACCGCCUAAUUGGCAGCCGGCUCCUGGAGCCUAUCAGCAGGCACCUGGUGGAUAUCCUCCACCUACGUACGGAUAUCCGCCUCCGCCGGCGUACGGUGGCUACCCGCCCCAACCUCAUCCAGGAUACGGAUAUCCACCCGUCCAACAACCGGCAAGGAAGAAUAAAUUCGGGUUGGGAUUAGGAGCCGGAUUACUAGGCGGUGCCUUGGGGGGUAUGCUGAUCGGAGAUGCAAUUUCAGACGCUGCUAAUUAUGAUGCCGGAUAUGAUGCCGGAUUUGGGGACGGCGGAUUUGGGGACGGUGGAUUUGAUUUUUAAUCGGCGGCUAUAUGUUUUUACUUUUGCGUCUAAAUUCUAGCCAUAUUCGGAGUAAUAUGUAAUUAUUAGUUACGGAGUAUUACUAUCUGUACAUUGUUUUCCAGGGAUUGGAAUAAUCUUAAACUUCGUAUUCGAUUAUGCUUGUAUAAACUUAACUAAAUCUUCUCAAAAACACAUGUCAUUCUAAAUUCAGUAAAAGUUAAGCGGACAUAUAAUAAUGAUAUAAAUUAAAUACAUGUUGAGAAGGCAAAGAGUUGUAAAUAAUAAUCUGUAUUACGUAUAAUUCACCAAUUUGAGAUCUGACAAUUUUAUGUUAGACAUUUUUGAAUGCAAGAAUAACGUUUUACACUUCAUAAUAGUUUUGACUCAUCCG
Molecule: messenger RNA, 1382 nt
Organism: Cuscuta epithymum
Lineage: Eukaryota; Viridiplantae; Streptophyta; Magnoliopsida; Solanales; Convolvulaceae
Source: the annotation of a GenBank genome assembly